UGUAGCCCUACCUCUGGCAUAUUUUGUAAUGUACAUGUAUAUGCUAUCCUGGGUUGCUGGGAUUACAGGUACGCGUGCGUACAAAUGCGUAUCUACUACGUCAACCCCUCGGGCAAUAAAGCCCCAAAUAUAAAAGCAAGAAAAAGGAAAAUAACAGGAAAGUAGAACAAAAACAAGAGCAAUGCCCACAAUUGCAACACACAAACAAGAAAUGAAUCCUAGUCAAUAUGACUAACACCAUUUGUGUCCCCGUGUCUUGGUGUUCUCCUAUCUUCCCCGCGGCGUCAGCAAGACCUCGAAGAUAGCAAUUCAUGUCUGGCGUCUUACGACAGAAUAACCCUCGCGGAGAAACGUUCGCUGUCUACCUCCUCCCUUCCUCGGAGCCUCUCGAAUCUCCCCGCGACUCUGUUUCACCGUCUGCUCUUGUAGCGGACAAGAUGUCAAGGACCACAACCAUUCCUGCUACAACAAUCACGGCUACUACAGAUGGGCAGCUGUCUGAGCCUGGAGAUUUCAGUAUCAAUCCCAGUGAAGACGCAUCCACUGAGAAUCCACCAAUGACCAUGAUUGGUGUCGUGGGCCGCAUGGCUCCGACCUAGUUGCGGAGCUGGGUUACAUCUUUCACCCCUCUGCAUGAGGAAGGAUAUGCAACUGAAGCAGUCUCCGCGUUCGUGGAUAGGUUCUAGGGAGAGCAGGUUGAUCCGGAAAACUUUGCUUCUACUAAUGUGUUGGAGAAAUGUGGGUUUGCUCUCGUUGCGGAGGCGAAUGAGGAUGGCGAGAGACUACUAAUUUUUAGGAUUUUUAGGACUAGGAUAUGACUAGGGAGCAUAUAGUUUCGGUGUUGUAUGGCCGUUGUGGAAUCCCUAAUUGAGUAUAUGUUUGAGAAAAACCCAUGCUAUUCUAGUAUAUUACUCUGUUAUAUAAUAUAAUAUUUGCGUAUGAGCUGCCUCAUAGAUAUUUCUUAGGAUUUACAAACCCAUUUUUCUAGAUAGAACAGCAUUUUGCAGGGAAAGGUAAAUGAGAAAAUGACAAGGAAUAGGGUAAGGAAUAGGAAACAUGCGAGGAGAGAAAAAAUACAGUAAGUGAACUUAACUCGUCGGCAACCCCGAGACUUUGAAUAAGGCCCUCCUUUUCCCCGGAUAGCUCUUUUUCCUCAACGUACAAAAUGGACAAUAUUCCAAAAUUUUCGCCAAAUAGAUGUUACCGUUGAGUUUUUAACCUGUAGAUCAACCCCCGGAAGUUGAGGAGGAAAAGGUGGGGAAAAAUCAGCACAUUUGUCUUUGCCUCUUGGGUUGCAAAUCUUCCUCAACAUCUAGUUCACGAACCUGUCGUUUCUUUGCCCCGUUUACGCCAUGGCCGUUGCUUACAGGAACUUCCUUUGGAGGAAUGUGAGUGGCUGGCUUCGGGAUUCCAUCUCUGGCUCCUGGGCUGAACACUUCUCUCUUGGGCAUGUAGUAGCUCUGGCCUAACAUGUGCAACUUUCGUCGAUCGGUCUUGUUUGAUUUCGUGCGCGGUAUUCGAUCGACGAGCAGGAAGAGCGUGGGGAUUUGAAUUUCUGGUAAAGUAGCACCAAUCGCCUUCUUGAUCAAUUCGACUUUCGAAUAUGCGCUGUGGUUUUCGUUAAUUGUUCGGAAGGUAAUUGGUUCGUUGGGCCAAGCCUUGCUGCUCAGGUUCAUUGGAUUGUCUGCAAGGUAAAGAAAGGCGGUAAGAAUGGGACUUUCGACGCCGUCUAUGGCGCCAAGUAAGUCGACAACAAUGGAGUCUUCGGGUGAUAGGCAUUUCCUCGCAGUGUAUUCAACCUCGAUAGCGUCGACCCUGCCGCCAUCAAUCUUCAAAAGAGUGUCUUUUCGUCCGACGUAGGUUAGGGUACCGUCGUGGUUGUAUUUUAC
Molecule: messenger RNA, 1889 nt
Organism: Blastomyces dermatitidis ER-3
Lineage: Eukaryota; Fungi; Ascomycota; Eurotiomycetes; Onygenales; Ajellomycetaceae
Exons: 1
Coding region: 312-599 (95 amino acids)
Source: RefSeq, a predicted model, not a curated record